CGGUACACGGCGCUGAUGUGGCUUAUAUAUAAAAAACAAUAAAACACGGAGGAAGAAGAAGAAAACGCAUGCGGCCUGUUCCAAGAACCAAGCACGUCCUCUUCCCGGAACCAAGCACGUCCUUAUCCUCUCUCUUCUGUUCCUUUCUCUCAGACGGCAGAACCAUUCAUCCAAAAUCUUCGACGGCCGAACCCUUCGUUCUUAGAUCUCUUCCUCUCUCUCAGAUUUGAGAAUCACCGUCUGCCAGUUCUCUUCCUCUCUCUCAGAUCGGCGUUUUGGACGGAGUUACUGAGCUCGGCCGCUACCCAUUUUUCGGCGUCGAACCAGUGGCCAUCUUUGAGUAAUUUGCAGUCUUGAUGCGGGCUGGAGGAGGACAAAAAGUGAGCACACAACAUACUGCUUGGAGGAUCUAUCACCGACUUUGGGUGACCACAUAAUUUCUAUGUUCUUCCGGAAGGUGUAUUGCUUGCUAUUAAUAUUCACUCAUCAUCUUGUGGAAUGAAAGCCUUGCCCCCUCCUUAGGCUGUUUGUUGGACUCAUUUUGCCUCUGAAGUACUCUCACUCCCAAAGUCCAAUCUAUCUUCAUUUUCCUAUUCUCUCUUACCUCCAUCUUUGCUUUUCUUAUCUCUUAUUGAUACAAUAGUUAUUUGGUUGCUUUUCUACUUGCACAAAAAUCCAAAAAAAAAAAAAAAAAACCACUAGAACAAAAAUGGCGGAGAAUAUCGUUAUUUCAGUUGUUGCAAAAAUAGCAGAAUACACUGUUGCACCUGUUGGUCGGUGGCUAUGCUAUUCAUUUCACUUCAACAGCAACAUAGAGAAUCUGAAGAAUCAGGAAGAGGAUUUGCGGGAGGCUAAAGACAUGGUGCAACACUCAGUUGAUGUUGCUUUAAGAAAUGAAGAGGAAAUUUAUCCUGUUGUUAGCAAGUGGUUGACAGAUGUAGAUCGUAUUACAAAAUUGGCCACCAGGAGACUUCGUGAAAGCGAAGAAGAAGCAGGUACGAGGAGCUCUAAUGCAGCUUGCCUAAACUUGAAACAACGGCAUCGAUUAAGUCGGGAAGCAAAGAAGAUCGUGGAAAAUAUUGCCCAACUUUUUGCCAAACUUCAUAACAAUGGAAACUUUGAAAAAGUUUCGAAUCCUAUUCUUCCUUCAGAAGAAAUGGACUACAGUAGCAACAUAGAGAAUCUGAAGUAUCAGGAAGAGAAGCUGCAACAUGCUCGAGAAAGGGUGCGACAUUCGGUUGAUGUCGCUUUAAGAAAUGGUGAGAAAAUUUAUUCUGAUGUUAGCAAGUGGUUGACAGAUGUAGAUUGUAUUACAGAAUUGGCCACCAGGAAACUUUGUGAAAUUGAAGAAGAAGCAGGUACGAGGAGCUCUAAUUCAGCAUGCCUAAACUUGAAACAUCGACAUCAGAUAAGUCGAGAGGCAAAGAAGAUGGCGGGUGAUAUUGCUGAACUUCUUAAAAAUGGAAACUUCAACAAAGUUUCCUAUCUUCCUACUUUGCAAAACAUGGUACCUGAGCAAAGCAAGGAUUACAUGAUCUUGGGUUCAAGGAUGUCAGUUAUGAAUAGAAUUAUCGAGGCAUUGAGAGAUGCUAAUUUCAACAAGAUCGGCGUGUCGGGGUUGGCUGGAGUUGGAAAGAGUACAUUGAUGGAAGAAAUUCGCAGGCAAGCCAAGGAAGAAAGGUUAUUCAAUGAGGUGGCUCUAGCAAAAGUGACGGACAACCCAAACCUAAGUCGAAUUCAAGGAGAAAUUGCAGAGAUGCUAAAUCUACAGUUCGAUUCAAAAGAAAAUGAAAUCGAAAGAGCAAACCGUCUACGGACGAGGUUAAAAAAAGACAAUGAGAUACUCGUAAUCUUGGAUGAUAUAUGGAAGCAACUUGAUUUGAAUGCAAUAGGAAUUCCUUCCGGAGGAUGCAAACUACUACUGACAUCCAGAGAUCAACGGGUACUAGCUUCUCAUAUGGGCACCGAAAAGAACAUCGAACUCGACAUUUUAGGAGAUGAAGAAGCAUGGACCUUAUUUGAAAAGAUGGCGGGUGUUUCUUUCAAAGAUGAUCCUGAUUUGCAGAACGAAGCAAUUAAGGUAGUUAAAGAGUGUGCAGGUCUUCCGAUUGCACUUGUAACAGUUUCUAGGGCAUUAAAGGAUCAUAAGAGUUUGAGAAUCUGGAAGGAUGCCCUGGUGCAACUAAGAAGGCCCCCUCCAGAACAUGACACAGAAAUAUGGUCACCCGUAUAUUCUUGUAUAGAGCUGAGUUAUAAACAUCUUGUUGGUAGAGAGGUCAAAUCCCUCUUUUUGCUUUGUGCUCAACAAGGUUAUGUCAUCUCCUAUCGGGACUUGUUGAGAUAUAGUUUUGGUCUGUGUUUAUUCCAUGGCAUUGAUACGUUGGAAGAAGCAAGCAACAGACUAGAAAAAUUAGUUAGUAAUCUCCAAGAUUCUUGUUUGCUAAUACAAAGUCCACAUAGCUCCAAGGAAUUUUACAUGCAUGAUGUUGUUCGUCAUGUCGCUACAAUGAUUGCGUCAAAUCAUGAUCAUAAUAUGUUUGUCAUGAGAGGCGAUGGUGGGCAAACAGCAUGGCCAGAUGUGGAUGGACUAAAAAGAUGCGAGGCGCUCUCUAUUCAUGGUGCAGAUCAUAUCCAUAAAUAUCCCAAUAAAAUAGAAUGUCCUAAAUUAAGAUACUUUCAUGUCCAGUGUAAAGAUUCAUAUUUGAAAACCCCAAGCAGUACUUCCUUCCAAGGGAUGGACAAGCUCGGAGACAUUUUCUUCCAAGGGAUGGACAAGCUCAAAGUUCUGAGUUUGACAAAUAUACAACUUUCAUCUCUUUUGCCACUUACAAACCUACAAACAUUGUGUCUAGAUAGAUGUAAGUUGGGAGAUAUUCAUUGGAUAGGAAAACUCAAGACUUUAGUAAUUCUUAGUCUUGCUCGUUCUGACAUUUCAGAUCUACCAAGAGAAAUGAAGUCGUUGACUCGUUUGCAGUUAUUGGAUUUGAGCUAUUGUUACAAACUUAGACUGAUUCCUCCUAAUGUCUUGUCAAGCUUGGUCAACUUAGAAGAGUUGUAUAUGCGAGAAAUCAAUGUCCAAUGGGAGGUUGAAGGACCCAGCAAUGAAGGAAAAAAUGCUAGCCUUGCAGAGCUAAAGAAAUUGUCGCACUUGACCACUUUAGAGAUAGAUAUUCCGAAUGUCAACAAUCUACCGAAAGAUUUGUUUACUGAAAAGUUUGAGAGAUACAAGAUAUGCAUUGGAGAUAUCCCAUGGGAAAAUAGAUUAUUUAAGGAAGAGGCAUUCUCAAGAACGUUAGGACUCAAAUUGAAUACGAGUUUCCAAUUGGACUUUUGGAUCAAAAUGCUACUGAAAAGGACAGAAUAUCUUUAUUUAAACGAGUCGAACAGUACUAAGAGUGUCUUAUAUGAAUUAAAUAGAGAAGAUUUUCAAAAGCUGAAACAUCUCCAUAUCCAAAACAAUGGCGAUAUUAAGCAUAUCCUUGAGUUGAGGACACCGGCUGUUGCCUUUCCUAUCCUGGAGACAUUUGUUUUGGAAGAUAUGAUCAGCUUGGAAGAAAUUUGUCAGGGCAAACUUCCAUUUUCAACCUUCAAAUACUUGAAAGUUUUAAAGGUGUAUAACUGUGAUAAAUUAAGAUUUAUCUUCUCAUCAUCUAUAGUCAGAGGCCUUUCACUACUUGAAGAAUUGAACAUAACAAGCUGCAACAACAUGGGUGCAAUAUUCGUGAAAGAAGAAGAAGACGGAAUAGAAGAUCAGGGAGAUAUGAUGUUGUUCGGUCGACUUCAAACCUUGGUGUUAAAUGAUCUUCCAAAGCUCGUGGGCUUCCUAAGCACAAAAGAUUCAUUCAUGGCUGAUUGUAGAGAAACCAAUUCAGAGGGCAACCAUGAUCUUCAGUUGCCACUUCUACAUCAUGAUCAGCUCUCGUUUCCAAGCUUGAAGAAGUUGCACAUUUCGAGCAUGGAUAAGUUGGAAAUUAUAUGGCAGGAUCAAGUCGACGCGACUUCUUUUCCCAAUAUUCAAGAAUUGAGAAUUUUUAGUUGUCACAAGUUGUUGCAUGUCUUUCAAUCUAAUUUGCAUACAACAACAACAACAUUGAUGCAAAGUCUGACUAGUCUACGUAUAUGGAACUGUGAUUCAUUAGAAACUAUAUUUGGAAAUACGGAGGGGCAAAAUGGUAAAGAACCACAAGUUUUAAUGGCUUCAAGUUCAGGUACGGAAGAAAGUGUAGCGAGAGAAGACGGAAUAGCCAGACAUAUUGAGUUCCCCAUACUAACUGAAUUGUCACUCGAUGGAUUGCCAAAACUCAAGUGGAUUUUUGAAGGAGUGCAUACUAAUUUGGAAUCAUGGCCUUCAUUGAAAGAAUUAUGGCUGGGGGAAUGUGGUGGACAAGUGAACAAAAUGAUUUGGGCUUCAAAAUUUGCAAGCAGCAGUAGUAGUGAAGAGAACCAACUCCCGACUUGCAUUCAACAACCCAUGUUCGUCGUUGAGGAGGGUACGUUCCCCAACUUGGAGAUUUUGUCAUUGACCUUCAAUGGAACCAUAUGUCCCAGCAGAUUUUCAGAUUUUCCGGAUCCAUCUUUUCUUCUAACAAGACUGCCAAAUCUGUUGAAACUUGAGGUAUACGAUAGUGUCUGGGAGGAAAUAUUCCCUUAUGAACUUGUUGAUCGAGAAAUACGAUUAAGACUACUAAGGCUCUGUUGUCUACGUAUGCUUACACAUUUGUGGAAAGAAGACAAUACCAAGCCAUGCCAACUUUUUCAUAAUCUGGAAUGCCUUGAAGUGUUUGGAUGCGGCAAAUUGAAAAACAUAGUGCCAUCAUCUGUUUCUCUUCACAAUUUGACAGGAUUGGAAAUAUCACAUUGUCACGGAUUGAUCAAUUUAUUAACAUCCUCAACUGCCAAAACUCUGGUGCAACUCAAAGGCAUGGCUGUAACUAAUUGCAAAAGGAUUACAGAAAUUGUAACAAUGGAAGAUGGUGAAGCAAAUGUGAAGAUUACUUUUAAUAAGUUAACAUACUUAACACUUGAUGGCUUACCAAACCUCACACACUUUUGCUCAGGACCUUAUUCCUUUGGGUUCCCAUCUUUGGAGAGAGUAACUGUGAGAUGUUGUUCGGAGAUGAAGACUUUCUGUCACGGAGUCUUAAGUACACCAAAGCUAAGUGGAGUAUAUGAUGACAACAGUUGGAGUUCGAAGCGGAAUUUGCAUUCGAAGGAUGACCUUAAUACCACUACAAGUUGUCUUUGGGAGGAGUCAAAUCAAUAUGAUACUGGAUUGUUAUUCAGAGAAAGGGUUGAGAAUUCUGAAGAAGAUGAAAAUCAUCCUUCAGAAGAUGAAGAUCAUUCUGAGAAUUCUGAAGAAGGCUAGAAUGUAGCUUUUCCAUUCAGAAUUUGUGGAUCCAAUGGUGAUAUUUCUUUCUUUUGAUGAAGUCAGUCAGGGCAGAGGACCCUUCAUUCCCAUUAAUGUUUAAUUAUGGUUUGCUUGUUUUAUUAUGUCUUCUUUAUUUUUAAAUGUCUCUUAUAUGUACGAGAGAAUGCCAAAUAAAAAAAGUUUGACAAUGUAUUGAUUUGAUAUAACUCCUCAUGAAGUACUGUAGUUAACAACUCUGGUGUUGCCAACAAAUAAACUUGAAUUAUAAUCUUUUGAUUAUAAUUCGACCAUA
Molecule: messenger RNA, 5660 nt
Organism: Carya illinoinensis
Lineage: Eukaryota; Viridiplantae; Streptophyta; Magnoliopsida; Fagales; Juglandaceae
Product: disease resistance protein At4g27190-like
Exons: 6
Coding region: 710-5365 (1551 amino acids)
Molecular function (GO): ADP binding; ATP hydrolysis activity
Source: RefSeq, a predicted model, not a curated record